Paramecium pentaurelia is the source of this 2154-nucleotide messenger RNA. NCBI's taxonomy places the organism in Eukaryota, Ciliophora, Oligohymenophorea, Peniculida, Parameciidae. The record is from the annotation of a GenBank genome assembly.
AUGGGGAAUUCAGAUAGUAACGCAAGCAUUAAAGCCUUACAUGCUAAUUAUAUGGUGGUUCGUAAUAUCAAAGAUGAUCCAAGAUAUGGGGAAGGUCGAUUAGUGAAAUAGAAACAGACAAAACAAGAUGCAUUUUAGAAGGAGAUCAAUUUAACAGAUGAAGAUAAAUUCAAGAAACUUAAAGUAAUGUUGGAAAAGAAAGAAAGUAACACAUACGAACACAUCAUUAAUGUUACUAGUAUUAAAGUUUGCAUAACAUUAUCUAGAGCUAUAUUAUCAUGAAGAUAGUUAAUUCUGUGGUCAAUUUUUUAAAAUUUACAUUUUGUUAGAAUAUAUACCAUUAUGUUUAUAUGAUAUCAUAGAACAAAAAUUAGCUAAGAAACAAUAGUUCAAAGAAUAAGAAUUAAUGUAAAUUCUAAAAGGAUGUAUUGAAGGAUUGUUCAUUUUGCAAUUUUAAAAUAUUACUCAUUAAGCUAUACGACCAGAGACUAUAUCUUAUUUAGAAUAAUAUCCAUUUGUUAAAUUGACUGAUCCUACUGUGAGUGGAGUAUUGAGUUCAUUUCAAUUAGUGGUGUAAGACGAAUUGAAAUAAAUCAAUUAGAACUAUUUGAGUCCACAGUUGAUGCAAUCUUUGAACGAUGAAAUGCAACCAUAGCACAAUCCUUAUAAAAGUGAUGUAUAUUCAUUAGGAAUGACAAUGCUCCAUCUCUCAACUCUUAAUAAUUGUGAUGAUUGUUAUGAUAUUCCAAGAUCAAAAGUUUUACAUUAAUAAGUCUAGCGUAGAUUAUAAUAAAUAGAACCCUCUUUCUCAUCCUCAUACAUUUAAGUACUAAGAGAAAUGUUACUCUUAAAUGAAGACUAAAGACCAGAUUUCAUACAAUUAAAAUAGGUAUUAUAAGGAAUUUCUACUCCUCAAUCUCCCCAGUAACAAUAUUAUGAAGAAGAAUAAAUAAUAUAAUCAAAGAAAGUUCCCAUUAUUCAAGUAUAAGCUUAUGAAUAGGCAGUGGAGAGUUUCUCAAUUCAAUAACCAUUAUAAACACCUUAAAUAAUUAUGCAUUCAGAAUAGAGUGCUAAAUUUAAUAUAUAAUAAUCUACUUAAUCUAUAAGGAAUAGUUAGAUUUAGAAAUCUUAACAAUUAAAAUAAUCUCAAUAAGUAAAUUAAUCCAUUUAUGUUGAACGUAAUGGAGUAUAAGAAUUGAGACCAGAUAUAUGUGAUCAUAUUAAAAUAGUAAUAAAAAUUUGAUAUAUUAUUAUUAGUUGCCCUUAUCUGAUUAAAUUGCUGAACCAUCUGAAAUUGAUCAUAAUAUAGGAAAUCAAAUUGGAAUGGAUUAAUUUCUAGAUAUUACUCAUGAACCUGAUUAAUAAGAAAAUGUAAUGCCAAUUACAUCUUUUGAAACUUCUUAAUAAUAUUAACAAUUCUAACAUAUCUAAUAAUCCAAAUCAAAUUUACCUGUUACUUAUGAAUCAUAUAAAAUGGAUUAUAAUAUGUAAAUGAAUAAUUCAUAGAAUAAUUAUAAAUAUGAUUAUUUAUAUGAUAGAAAUUUAAGCAAUCAAGAGAAACUCAUUAAUUAUUAGAAUGAUUUCAAGAAAACUUUAGAACAUCUAUCAGUAUAACCUGAAAAAGUUAUAGAAGUAUAUGCAAAUGGAUCCAAAUAUGAUGGUGAAAAAUUAAAUGGAAUGAGACAUGGAUAUGGUACAUUUUUUUAUUAAGAUAAUGGAGGAGUAUAUGAAGGUCAAUGGUUUGAAAAUAAAAUGCAUGGAAUAGGUAAUAUUAUACAUUUAUUCUAUUUUAGGAACAUUAUUUUAUGCAUCAGGUAAACCUGCAUAUGAAGGAUAGUGGGUAAAUGAUAAAUUUUAAGGUAAAGGUACAUUGUACAAUGAGGAACCAUAAAUGUUAUUUAGUGAUUUUGAUUAUGGAGAUUUUGAUUAAGUUGGAGAGUAUGUACUUUAUAAAUAAAUUUUAGAUAUUGGACUAAAUAUUUUGGAUAAUUCCAUGAGGAUAAUAAAGAAGGAUAAGGAACUUUAUUUUUAUCUAAUGGUGAUAAAUUUGAAGGCAAUUUCCUUUAAGAUUUAGUAAGUGGUCCAGGAAAGUAUAUAAAAGCGAAUGGAUAAGUUUUUUCUGGGAGAUGGUGGAGAAAUAAACUAUAAUAGUGA